This is a messenger RNA of Benincasa hispida (wax gourd), 1492 nucleotides long. Its product is annotated as homeobox-leucine zipper protein HAT5-like. The record is from RefSeq and is a predicted model, not a curated record. Gene Ontology annotation, cellular component: nucleus. Lineage: Eukaryota; Viridiplantae; Streptophyta; Magnoliopsida; Cucurbitales; Cucurbitaceae. Gene Ontology annotation, molecular function: sequence-specific DNA binding; DNA-binding transcription factor activity, RNA polymerase II-specific. Gene Ontology annotation, biological process: positive regulation of DNA-templated transcription.
UCAAUUGGACCUUUAGAUAGCGAAAAGCACCUGAAAAGCGAUCGGUUGGACAAAGAAAAGAAACAAAGUUGAGAGCCCUCGCCGGAAGUCGAAUCUCCGGCCGCCGCUGUUUCCUAUUUCCGAUCGAACUGCCGUUCUUCUGGCUGUCUAUUGCCGGAACUCCUAUCUCCAAGAACCGAUUCUCAUCGGAAAGCAGUGAAACAAAAAUUAGAAGGCAUGGUGGGAUUUUUUGCGAUUCCGCUGGAGAUUUCCGCUAGGUUACUGUGGACUACCAGCUUCUUCCGCCAUAAGCGAUCUUGAUCCUCAAUUUUUUUCUUUCUUUCUCUCUUUCCUUCUUGAGAUUACUGUUCUGUUUUAGGUUAGUACUAAAUCUUCGCCUUACACAAAUUUGAAAUUCCGUACAAAUUUCACCUCUGCGCCGCCGUAAUUGGAGUGAGAUUUGAAUGGAAUCUGGUCGGUUCUUGUUUAAUCCGCCGCCUGCCGGUGGCAAUAUGCUUUACCUUGGCGGAGCCGGUGGCGAUCCUCUGCGAGGAGGAAGAACAAUGAUGAGCAUGAACAUGAAUGUGAGUCCAAAGGGGAGGCCAUUUUUCAGAUCACUUGACGAUCUAUACGACGAUGAAUAUUACGACGAGUUAUACCCCGAGAAGAAGCGUCGUCUCACCCACGAACAGGUUCAAAUGCUGGAGAAGAACUUUGAAGAAGAGAACAAACUGGAACCAGAGAGGAAGUCCCAACUAGCCAAGAAGCUAGGCCUGCAACCGAGGCAGGUCGCUGUGUGGUUCCAGAAUCGUCGUGCUCGAUGGAAGACGAAGCAGCUCGAAAGGGACUAUGAUGUUCUUAAAGCUUCAUAUGAUUUGCUUUUGUCUAACUAUGACUCAAUAGUCAAAGAGAAUGCAGUUCUUAAAUCUGAGGUGGCUUCCUUAACUGAGAAAUGUCUAGCCAAAGAACUGGAUGGAGGAGAAGCACCAAUUCCAUAUGUAACAUCAGAGCUUCUUCUAGCAGACGUCGCCCAUGUCUCCACCCCACACUCCGGCAGAAAGGCUGAAGAUCGUCUCAGUUCAGGGAGUGAUAGCAGUGCAGUGGUCGACGAUAAUUGUCCACAACUCAUCGACAGCGGUGAUUCUUACUUCCCUAGCAAUGAGUAUCCCCAAUUGCCUAGCGGUUUGCAAAUUGAACACGAUGAUACGAACGACAACAGCAACUACUUGUUCUCAGAUAUGUUUGCAGCAACAAACCAACAGAAUCAGGAGGAAGGGCCUCCAGCUUGGUGGGCAUGGCCUUAAGGUUGUUAUUCAACUUAUAACAGCCUGUUGCUUAUACAAAAUGUUAUUGAAGCUUUUACUUGUUUGUAAUCAAUGAAGUUUAGAUAAUUAUGGUGUCAUUGUUUAAAGUAUUGUUGUAUUGUACUUGAAAGAAAAAUGGACUUGACAAUUUGAAGCCUGUGUUCACAAUUAAUCAUAGAAGUGGAAAGAAGUUUGUCUCCAUUCCACUA